CUUUUACAUUAUUCUCACAGACCCUGCAAUAAAACAUAACCCCAACUUUGUAAACAUGAUGAAUUGAUCUAUUACUCAACCUCUAAAUUACUUUGUUCUCACUUAGUGUCAAGCUCUUUUUUAUUCUACCUCUGCACAAGGGAAUGAAAGAUUAUAGAGAAAUUCCUGUUACUGUUAAAACAAAUAGUACAGGCUUGCACAACCAUAGCAACAGCAGCAACAACAACAACCCUUAUGUUCACAUUUCCCCUGUUCCUCCUUCCUCUGCAGCAACCAACCGUCCUAAUGCAAUCGAUACAAUAUCUGGUGCACUAAAUCAUUGUAGCAGGAAGGUUGGAGAAGCAACUAGACAAGCUGGGAUCAUGGUUGACAACAUAUGGAAUCACCUAAGAACUAGUUCUAGUCCAGCUGAUGCUGCAAUGGCAAGAGUUGUUCAAGGAACAAAGGUGCUCUCAAAGGGAGGGCCUGAUAAGCUAUUUCAACAGACAUAUGGGAUUUUUCCAGGAGAGAAGCUCUUAAGGCCAUAUGCUUGCUACAUAUCAACAACCUCUGAACCUGUAAUUGGAACGCUUUAUAUAUCGACUAAAAGAUUAGCAUUUUGCAGUGACUAUCCACUUUGUCAUCAUCCAUUCUCCCUGCAGCAUCAAUGCAUGUACUAUAAGGUCGAAGUGCAGCUGGAUCAGUUGAGCACUGUCAGUCCUUCCACAAAUAGAUUGAACCCCACAGAAAAAUACAUCCAGAUUGUUACAGUGGAUGGUUAUGAGUUCUUUUUCAUGGGAUUUAUAUCAUAUGACAAGGCUCUCAAGACUCUAAAUCAGGCUCUACAGCAAUAUCACAACCAUUCAAGUGGAAACGCAAGUGUUCAGCUGCUGUGACAAAGUAUGUGGCCCUAAAAACAUACAGAAGCAUUUCACCUGUGUGCUUAGACACACCCUUCAA
This is a messenger RNA of Gastrolobium bilobum, 939 nucleotides long. Its product is annotated as GEM-like protein 2. The coding region runs from base 144 to 875 and encodes 243 amino acids. The record is from RefSeq and is a predicted model, not a curated record. The transcript is spliced from 4 exons. NCBI's taxonomy places the organism in Eukaryota, Viridiplantae, Streptophyta, Magnoliopsida, Fabales, Fabaceae.